Messenger RNA from Rosa chinensis, 1062 nucleotides. RefSeq names its product psbP domain-containing protein 6, chloroplastic-like. The coding region runs from base 375 to 824 and encodes 149 amino acids. The record is from RefSeq and is a predicted model, not a curated record. NCBI's taxonomy places the organism in Eukaryota, Viridiplantae, Streptophyta, Magnoliopsida, Rosales, Rosaceae. The transcript has 4 exons.
AAAAAAGACAGUUAAACGUUUAUGAAAUUACAAAAAUUGCCACUCAUUCUAUAUCUAUCACGAUACAGCUCUCGCUCUCUCUCAUAUCUCUUUCAGAUCCAUUUCUCCCCAAAAUCAAAACCCCUCUUCCAUUUUUGCAGCUAAGCAACAAUUUAGAGUAGCAAAUCGAGGCUCCGAUGGUGAAGUAGCCGGUGAGGUGACGCGGCGAAGCGAGGCGGCAAAGCAAGGCAGCGAGGCGAUUGGCGAAGCGAGGCGGCGAAGCAAGGAGUCGAAGCGAGUGGCGAGGCGGCGAAUCGAGGCGGUGAAGCAAAUUUUCAGGGAGAUGAAACUACAGAUCAAGCUGGGAGUGCCUCAUAUACUACAACAGUCGCUUGAUGUCGAGAAGGUCAAAUCAGUCUUUUAAUAGAAACGUGCAGCCUUACCAGUUCAUCCUUCCCCCGACAUGGAAACAGACACGCGUAGCAAACAUAUUAUCUGGUAAUUACUGCCAGCCAAAAUGUGUAGAGCCAUGGGUGGAGGUGAAAUUUGAAGAUGAAAAACAAGGAAAGCUUCAGGUUGUGGCUUCACCUUUGAUACGCCUGACCAAUAAGCCAAAUGCAUCUAUUGAAGAUAUUGGCAACCCUGAGAAGCUGAUUGCUUCUCUUGGACCUUUUGUAACUGGGAACACCUAUGAUCCUGAUGAGCUCCUUGAGACCAAAGUUGAAAAACGUGGCGAUCUCACGGUUCCCACAAUCUUGCAAAGGCCACAGCUAAGGGGAACACUGUUGUCUUAUUUGUGGUUAGCGCAAAUGACAAGCAGUGGCAAUCAUCUCAGAAGAUUCUAAAGGCCAUACUUGAUUCUUUUCAGGUGUAGUUAGUUCUUUUGCAUCAUUGCUGAAUGAGAGCUGAAGUUUGAUACUCUGAAAAUUACUUCACGCGAUCGAGUUGAAAGUCUUGAUUUGCUAGUACGUCAGAGCGGAGAUGGCUCUACUAAGGUUUAUAUUACAUCGAGGGCUUGUAAUAAAAUAGACGGUUUAUAUUUACUGAAUAUCAUAAGUUUUUUAUUUUUUAUAUUUUUUUUUA